AUGUUUUCCCUGUGCCAGAUUAUUCUUGCUCUGACAUCCGUGCUUGUGGUAAGAGCUGCCGUAUCAGAAUGCUUUUAUCUCAAAGGUAUAUCUGCAGGUCGAGAUCUCGGCUAUGCCUCGAUUGCCCAACCAAGCGGCAACAAGAACUAUAUGUCCACCUUUACCACCAACGGGCUCUUGGCCUCAAAGUUUGGCAUCAACCCCAAGACGAGCGAGCUCAGGGUCUUCACGACGGGCAACAAUGUCAAUGGGCGCACCGCAGCCAUUGCGCCCAAGUCCACGUCGGCCUUUUUGGUUUUUGAUACCAAGACCAGCAUGCUCCUCCAGAACCGCAAGGCCCUGGUGUGUAGCCUCAAACCCGUCAACAUCCUCGCCUGCACGGCCAGUGACAAUGCUGCCGUCAGUGUGUCUCAGUACUGCCCCACGUUUUGGUCCAUUGCCGACCGCCAGCGCACUGAUCUCGGGUGCACUUCUCUGGUGCUGCAGGCGAUUGCAGCUCCCUUUGAAGGUUGUGGCAACUUUUCGACCGGAGUUGGCUCUCUAGUCGGUUCGGAUUGA
This is a messenger RNA of Pestalotiopsis fici W106-1, 558 nucleotides long. RefSeq lists its product as uncharacterized. The record is from RefSeq and is a predicted model, not a curated record. The coding region runs from base 1 to 558 and encodes 185 amino acids. The transcript has a single exon. Lineage: Eukaryota; Fungi; Ascomycota; Sordariomycetes; Amphisphaeriales; Sporocadaceae.